ACAAAAAAAAUAAAAAACACUGAUAAUUUCUCUCCUAAAUCGAAGCCCUAAAAAAUUUCACUAAAUUCUCUGUAAUUUACUGAAAUUUGCAAGAGGAUGGCUACAGCAGACGCGGAAGCGGUUGACUUCGAGCCGGAGGAGGAUGAUCUGAUGGACGAAGACGGCGGCGUAGACGCCGAUACUUCUCCUAGGGCUCCACUUCCCAAACUGAAGUCCGCCAUCACCGGAGGUGCCGGAGCUUCUUCUUCUUCGCUUGCGGCUGCUCGGAAGACUAAGGGCCGUGGCUUCAGAGAGGAGACUGAUGCUGACCGUCAAACCCGAAUUUCCUCUCGUGGUGACUUUGACUCCCUCGGAAACGACGGUGGGCCGGGCCCCCAGCGAUCUAUUGAAGGAUGGAUUAUUUUGGUGACUGGACUACAUGAAGAGGCGCAGGAGGAUCAUAUACAAAAUGAAUUUCGUGCAUUUGGCGAGAUUAAAAAUUUGCAUUUAAAUCUUGAUCGUCGGACUGGGUUUGUCAAGGGUUAUGCACUCAUUGAAUUUGAGAAAUUUGAGGAAGCAAAAACAGCAAUAGCAUCUUUGAAUGGAACUGAACUUUUGACCCGGAUCAUCACUGUUGACUGGGCGUUCUGCAGUGGACCCAUUAAAAGAAAGAAUAUGAGGUCAGGACGAGCUCACCGAUCAAGGAGUCCAAGAAGAAGAUUUUAAUCGGGUUUUUCGUUGAGGGGAUUUGUGGCCUUUUUCAAGGGUUUUGACAUUAAUAUUUGUCGUGGAAGAUCAAAAUUUAUGAAUGUUCACAAUGGGUUUAUGGAUUGGUGAUGUAUUUGCUAUGAAAUCCUUCAGUUCUCUCUACCUUCGAGGCUUGAUCAUAUUUGUUUAAUGUUUUGAGGAAUUGUUUUUCUCUCUCCCAAUUUAGUGGUAAUUACUCAUGGCAUUGAACUCUUGUAAGAUCAAUGCUUGUUUGUUAAAUUUAAAAUGUACUACUAGUUGACUUAAUGUGAACUCUCAUUUGAUGGUAGUUUUAUGGGAUUUCUAAGUGGAUAAA
Mercurialis annua (annual mercury) is the source of this 1042-nucleotide messenger RNA. Its product is annotated as RNA-binding protein Y14. Gene Ontology annotation, molecular function: mRNA binding. NCBI's taxonomy places the organism in Eukaryota, Viridiplantae, Streptophyta, Magnoliopsida, Malpighiales, Euphorbiaceae. Bases 97 to 705 code for a protein of 202 amino acids. The record is from RefSeq and is a predicted model, not a curated record. Gene Ontology annotation, cellular component: cytoplasm; exon-exon junction complex; nucleus. The transcript is spliced from 4 exons. Gene Ontology annotation, biological process: RNA splicing.